UUAUAUGAUUUUGAUGGGUAUUAUGGAAUAAUUUCUGUUUUUUCUUUAUGAGUUUUUCAUUUGUAAGUGUAAUUUGAUGUUUGGAAUCUUAUCUGUCUUGGGUGAUUGAUUUAGGGUUUGUUUGAUUUCAGUAUAACUUAUACUGGUUUUGCAUUUUCUUCAAUCAAUUGGGAAAAAAGAUUAGCCCUUUUGUUACAAAUCAAUCAAUGGUUACAAUGAAGUGGAAACUGGAAACUUAGGUUACUUGUUGCUACUUACUCAUGUCAAGUGUUCGUGGGUGUUGUUUGGAACAUUUUCAUUGAUCAACGUUGAAGUGAUUGAUAAAAAUCACAACUUUUGGGUGUCUAGUACUGAAUUUUGUGUGUGGUGGGCGGAUUUUGUUAUUGCUCGACCACAUCAUGCCCGUUCUGAAGAAAAUAUACAAUGCUUGCAAGGAUUCGUUCACACCUACUGGUCCUGCAUCCGAGGAGGCUCUUGAAAGGGUUCGCUCAAUUUUAGAUGAUUUGAAGCCUGCGAAUGUGGGUCUUGAGCAAGAGGCACUAGCAGCACAAAAAUGGAAACCUCUUGCUAAUGGUAGCAAUGGAAGAAGACCACGUAAUGGUGGUCAUCCGCAGUAUCCACCCGCAAUAAAGUAUCUGCACAUACAUGAAUGUGAAAAGCUCUCUAUUGGAAUUUUCUGCAUGCCUCCUUCGUCAAUUAUUCCUCUACACAAUCAUCCGGGAAUGACUGUUUUGAGCAAGCUUUUGUACGGAACUUUACAUGUUAAGUCUUAUGAUUGGGUUGACUUGCCUGAGCUUCCCGAGUCAUCUUCAGCUAGACCUGCCAAACUGGUUAGAGACUGUGAGAUGACAGCUCCUUGUGGUACAACUGUUUUGUAUCCAACCGAAGGUGGAAACAUUCAUUGUUUCAAAGCCGUAACGCCUUGUGCCAUCUUUGACAUUCUUACCCCUCCAUACUCCUCAGAAGAUGGACGACAUUGUUCUUAUUUCCGGAGAGCGCCAAAUGAUAAAUUGCCUGAUGAUAUUGCUCAACAACUUGAAGGUGUAAAUCUCAACGAAAUUGUAUGGUUAGAAGAAAUUCAACCUCCUGAGAACUUUGUGGUUUUUCGUGGACAGUAUAAUGGCCCUCAAGUGGUGAAGAAAUCUUGAGUUUUAGUUGGCUCCUAUAUCUCAUGUACAAUAUCAUUGAGCAGACCGGCUCUAAACGAUGGGAACGGCCAUUUCAGCCGAUUCAAGGGUUUCUCAUGCUUUGAACUGCAAUAAUUGCUUUGAAGAAGCGUAGACGAGCCUGAAAAUAUCGAGAGAGGUGUUAUAACUUGUACAUAUGGAAUUUUCACAUGGAUCUAUGACACUUCUUUGUUACAGGUGAUGGAUUGAGAGUCUACUUAAACUUGUUAAAUCCUACCAUCUUACCUUGUUUGUUUACCUGUAUUAUUUUGUGACCACUAUUUAUCUAUACGGAUUUUCUAUCGUAUUA
Molecule: messenger RNA, 1476 nt
Organism: Amaranthus tricolor (Joseph's coat)
Lineage: Eukaryota; Viridiplantae; Streptophyta; Magnoliopsida; Caryophyllales; Amaranthaceae
Product: plant cysteine oxidase 5-like
Exons: 6
Coding region: 399-1148 (249 amino acids)
Molecular function (GO): oxidoreductase activity, acting on single donors with incorporation of molecular oxygen, incorporation of two atoms of oxygen
Source: RefSeq, a predicted model, not a curated record